CUCUACCUCUACCUCUACCUCACCCUCAACCUCAAUCUCUACCUCUACCUCACCCUCCACCUCAAUCUCUACCUCAAUCUCUACAUCUUCCUCUACGCUAUCAUAUACAUCAGUGACAUUUUUCUCCACCACAACAUUCACCUCCAUCUCUACUCCUACGUCUACCUCUUUUUCUAACUUAAUAUCUACAACAACCUCCACCUUCCCAACCUCCCCUACCAUCACAUCCUCCAUCCAGUCCACCUCUAUCAUAACAUCCACCAUCCCAUCCUCCUCUUCCAUCACAUCCACCAUCCUAUCCUCCUCUACAAUCACAUCCACUAUCCUAUCCUCCUCUACAAUCACAUCCACCCUCCCUUCCUCCUCUACCAUCACAUCCACCAUCCCAUCCUCCUCUACCAUCACAUCCACUAUCCUAUCCUCCUCUACAAUCACAUCCACCCUCCCUUCCUCCUCUACCAUCACAUCCACCAUCCCAUCCUCCUCUACCAUCACAUCCACCAUCCCAACCUCCUCUAUAAUCACAUCCACUAUCCUAUCCUCCUCUACAAUCACAUCCACCCUUCCUUUCUCCUCUACCAUCACAUCCACCAUCCCAUUCUCCUCUACCAUCACAUCCACCAUCCCAUCCUCCUCUAUAAUCACAUCCACCCUCCCAUCCUCCUCUACCAUCACAUCUCCUCCUCUACCAUCACAUCCACCAUUCCAUCCUCCUCUUCCAUCACAUCCACCAUCCCAUCCUCCUCUACCAUCACAUCCACCUUCCCAUCCUCCUCUACCAUCACAUCCACCAUCCCAUCUUCUUCUACCAUCACAUCCACUAUCCCAUCCUCCUCUUCCACGUCUAUGUCUUCAUCUACCCCCACAUCAACUUCCAUACUAACUUCUACAUAUAACCUAACAUCAACAUCCAUGUUUACUCCUACAUCUGUCUCUUCAUCUGAGAUCACUUCAACUUUCACUUCUACAACAGAAAAAAUGACAUUUUCCACCACCAACACCUCCCCUUCAAUAACUCCUUCUACCUCGGCUUCUACUUCCACAUUUACAUCUGCCUCUAUCAGCACAGCCACAUCAGUCUCCACAUCUUUUAUUACUCCAACUUCUACUUUCACUUCUACACCAGAAAAAAAAACUGAUUCAACAACUGGUAUUACAGACGAAACAACCAUGGACACUAAAUCUACAGCUCUAGAACCUACCACAACUACAUAUACCAUAGGGGAAACUCCUGUUGAAAUUUUAUCAACAACAACUACCCCAACAAUUGGAGAAAUACCCACUGAGAUUAUUGUAACUACCCCAACAACUGGAGAAAUACCCACUGAGAUUGUUACAACUACCCCAACAACUGGAGAAAUACCAGUUGAUAUUUCAUCAACAUCAACUAUUGAGCCAACAACAGCUACAGCUACAAACAAAGAAGAACCUGUUGAUAUCUCAUCAACAUCAACUUUUGAGCCAACAACAGCUACAGCUACAACCGCACCUCCAACUGGAGAAAUACCAACUAAAAUUAUUGUAACCGCACCUCCAACUGGAGAAAUACCAACUAAAAUUAUUGUAACCGUCCCUCCAACUGGAGAAAUACCAACUAAAAUUAUUGUAACCGCACCUCCAACUGGAGAAAUACCAAUUAAAAUUAUUGUAACCGCACCUCCAACUGGAGAAAUACCAAUUAAAGUUAUUGUAACCGCACCUCCAACUGGAGAAAUUCCAACUAAAAUUUCUAUAACUACACCAACAUCUGGAGAAAAACCAACCAAAAUAGUCGUUACACCAACAAAUAAAGAAAGUCCAAUUAAAGUAUAAGAAAAAACCAUAAAAAAAUAUUUUCUCUACAAUUUGGCAUCGAUUGUUAAAACAUAAUUAAACGCUUUGAAUUCAUUAUAAUUAAGAACACAAAUAAAUGAACACAUUAGCUUUUGAA
Molecule: messenger RNA, 1930 nt
Organism: Eurytemora carolleeae
Lineage: Eukaryota; Metazoa; Arthropoda; Copepoda; Calanoida; Temoridae
Source: RefSeq, a predicted model, not a curated record